AUGGAGAUCUCCCUGGUGCCCCUGGAGAACGGCGGGGCCAUGACUGUCAGAGGAGGCAGCGAGGGCCGGGCAGGCUGUGGCCAAGCCACAGCGGGAGAGCUCCAGUGCCCCUCGACGGCUGGGCUCAGCGAUGGGAGCAAAGAACCGGCGCCAAGGGGACGCGGCGCGCCGAGGUGCGCGGAGCCGGGAGGGCGGCCUGUGCCACCGCUGCCUCAGGAGCAUCCGCAGCCUAGACAGCUUCCAUCGCGGGACGAGGCAGAAGAUGACCCUGCCCAGGGCAUGGCGGAGGAUCCGGUGCUAAGCGCGAGGGCGCUUCACCACCAGCGCGUCCUCAUCAACAUCUCCGGGCUGCGCUUCGAGACGCAGCUGGGCACCCUGGCGCAGUUCCCCAACACCCUCCUGGGGGACCCGGCCAAGCGCCUGCGCUACUUCGACCCCCUAAGGAACGAGUACUUCUUCGACCGCAACCGACCCAGCUUCGACGGCAUCCUUUACUACUAUCAGUCGGGGGGCCGACUGCGGAGGCCAGUCAACGUCUCCCUGGACGUGUUUGCCGAUGAGAUCCGCUUCUACCAGCUGGGGGACGAGGCCAUGGAGCGCUUCCGGGAGGACGAGGGUUUCAUUAAAGAAGAGGAGAAGCCCCUGCCCCGCAACGAAUUCCAACGCCAAGUGUGGCUUAUCUUUGAAUACCCAGAGAGCUCGGGGUCCGCACGGGCCAUCGCCAUCGUCUCGGUCUUGGUCAUCCUCAUCUCCAUCAUCACCUUCUGCUUGGAGACCUUGCCGGAGUUCAGGGACGAACGCGAGCUGCUCCGCCAUCCCCCGGCGCCCCACGCGCCUGCCGGGCCGGCCCGGGGCAACAACGGCAGUGGAGCCGUGGCUCCUCCCUCUGGCCCAACGGUGGCACCUCUCCUGCCUAGGACCCUGGCGGACCCCUUCUUCAUCGUAGAGACCACGUGUGUCAUCUGGUUCACCUUCGAGCUGCUCGUGCGCUUCUUUGCCUGCCCCAGCAAGGCAGAGUUCUCCCGGAACAUCAUGAAUAUCAUCGAUGUGGUGGCCAUCUUCCCCUACUUCAUCACCUUGGGCACGGAGCUGGCCGAAAAGCCAGGGGGCGGCGGAGGGGGUGGCCAAAAUGGGCAGCAGGCCAUGUCCCUGGCCAUCCUCCGAGUGAUCCGCCUGGUCCGGGUGUUCCGCAUCUUCAAGCUCUCCCGCCACUCGAAGGGGCUGCAGAUCCUGGGCAAGACCUUGCAAGCCUCCAUGAGGGAGCUGGGCCUGCUCAUCUUCUUCCUCUUCAUCGGAGUCAUCCUCUUCUCCAGCGCCGUCUACUUUGCAGAGGCUGACAACCGGGAUACCCAUUUCUCCAGCAUCCCGGAUGCCUUCUGGUGGGCAGUAGUCACCAUGACUACGGUGGGCUACGGAGACAUGCGGCCAGUCACUGUGGGGGGCAAGAUCGUGGGCUCACUGUGUGCCAUCGCUGGGGUCCUCACCAUCGCCCUGCCGGUGCCCGUCAUUGUCUCCAACUUCAACUACUUCUACCACCGCGAGACAGACCACGAGGAGCAGGCGGCUCUGAAGGAGGAGCAGAGCAGCCAGAGCCAGGGGACAGGGCCGGAAAGCAGAGGCCAGCGGAAGGCCAGCUGGAACAAAGGGUCCUUCUGCAAGGGGUCCCUGGAAAAUGCGGAGGGAGCCCGGAGGGACAGCAGCCCCCUGGAGAAGUGUAACCUCAAGGCCAAGAGCAAUGUGGACUUGCGGAGGUCCCUGUAUGCCCUCUGCCUGGACACCAGCCGGGAGACAGAUUUGUAAGGAGGGAUCCAGGAUGACUGGUGGGGACAGCAGAAGCCUCCUAAACCUAAAUAUCUACUUUACACCACAGAGUAUUUCAAACUCACCCUCUAACCUAAGUCUGUCCCUCUUCCUUUCCUUCCCUGUCUCCUUGGAUACCCCCAUUUUUCCUCUUCUUUCCAUGACUCCAAGGGUCGCCUAUUUUUAAAAAGUACCACAUUCCAUGACGCAGGAGCUGUUAAAAUGGUGAGCACUACGAGAUGGAUGUAUUUGUAGCCAGUUUCAUAUACCCA
Messenger RNA from Pteronotus mesoamericanus, 2072 nucleotides. It is a transcript of the gene KCNA5, whose product is annotated as potassium voltage-gated channel subfamily A member 5. The record is from RefSeq and is a predicted model, not a curated record. Lineage: Eukaryota; Metazoa; Chordata; Mammalia; Chiroptera; Mormoopidae. The transcript has a single exon. Gene Ontology annotation, molecular function: delayed rectifier potassium channel activity; protein binding. Gene Ontology annotation, biological process: potassium ion transmembrane transport; protein homooligomerization. Gene Ontology annotation, cellular component: intercalated disc; membrane; voltage-gated potassium channel complex. The coding region runs from base 1 to 1800 and encodes 599 amino acids.